UCUCUCUCUCUCUUUUCUUCUUUCUUCUCUCAAUAAUGGCCUCAUCUCAAGUCGCAGGAUACUCAGUCUCAAAGACAACUCCUUUAAAUAUUAGUGUUGAGGAGGCAGUGAUCAAUUCGAAAAGAUCAAGUUCUUUUCUAUUACAUAUGAUGGUCAUGAUGGAUCCACAACAAAUUAAGAGCAACGAAACUGCCAAAGAUGCAUACAAGGAAUGUUUGGAGUUAAAGGAUUAUCUUUCUGAGCAAUUAUGGUCCGAAUUUGAUACAGAUGGCAUCUCUGCUGUUCAAACAGCUCUGGAAGACCUUUCACAAGUUCUAAGCAAGUAUGAGAUGACAAAAGAAAUGAUUGAAAAUGAAUGGGAAUUUGUAGAUUCUUCCUGCUGUGUCCCCACUUGUUGAAAUUUAAUAAAAAAAUAUACCUUAAACCUAUAAACAGUACGUUUUGUUCUCCGCUGUAGACUAUACAUAAAAUCCUGAUGACACUGUUUGUCAGACUUACUAUUAAUAAUUCACAGGUGUCGGCCAUCAGCCCCGUCACAAAUAAAAAGGUUUACGUUGCUAUUUGUACAAAUGCACAACAUCGUAACAAUACACGCAGGUUGACUGCAAUUCAAAAGUGGCGAGAUAAAUCCAGCUAUUUAACCAGAUUUUGAUCUUAAAUCGACUGAUUCCUUAUACAAAGCUAGCUGUAAAUGAUUAGGGAUACUUUUUUUUGUAAGUUUGGUGUAAGAAAUCAACGGAAAGUCCAUGUAUAAUUAAUAAAGUAUAAUGUAUGACGCAUCGAUC
Molecule: messenger RNA, 785 nt
Organism: Mucor mucedo
Lineage: Eukaryota; Fungi; Mucoromycota; Mucoromycetes; Mucorales; Mucoraceae
Exons: 4
Coding region: 36-398 (120 amino acids)
Source: RefSeq, a predicted model, not a curated record